Molecule: messenger RNA, 7301 nt
Organism: Pseudophryne corroboree (corroboree frog)
Lineage: Eukaryota; Metazoa; Chordata; Amphibia; Anura; Myobatrachidae
Gene: VAT1
Product: vesicle amine transport 1
Exons: 6
Coding region: 134-1384 (416 amino acids)
Biological process (GO): negative regulation of mitochondrial fusion
Cellular component (GO): mitochondrial outer membrane
Molecular function (GO): oxidoreductase activity
Source: RefSeq, a predicted model, not a curated record
CAGCUCCCAGACUCCUCCUCUGUCUCCCUGUCUCAGCUGAGAGCCGGUCACUCCCCACUGGGCUGCUGCUGUUCUAAUCAUUGUACUGAGCCUGUCUCCGGGAUAACACUGCGCUCCCCGCAUCCCAGCGACCAUGUCUGCAGGAGAAGAAGCGGCACCAGCCCAGCCAGAGCAGCAGCAGCCGCCGGCGGAGGAGCAGCAGCAGAGUCAGGCUGCAGAGCAGAAGAAGGAAGAGUCGCCGGUGCAGGAGGAGCAGAAGCCGGCAGAGGAGGCAGCAGCAGCCGAGGCGGCGGCAGAGCCAGCAGCGCCCCAGCAGCCUGAAGUCACAUACAAGUCCCUGGUCCUCUCAGCGCACGGGGGCUAUGACAAAGUCAAGCUGCAGAUUAAGAAGGGAACCCCCAAGCCCAAAGCUGGGGAGCUGCUCAUACGGGUGAAAGCCUGCGGGUUGAACUUCUCCGACCUGUUUGCCAGACAGGGAGUGUACGACCGCCUGCCGUCCCUGCCAACCACUCUGGGCAUGGAGUGCGCUGGCAUCGUGGAGGAGCUGGGAGAGGGGGUGACCGACAGGCAGGUUGGAGAUAAUGUGUUGGUGUUCAGCCGGUUUGGUUUAUGGCAAGAAUUGGUCACUGUACAAGUCAACCACACAUUUAUAAUGCCGGAAGGCAUGAGCUUCCAGGAAGGUGCGGCCUUGCUGGUAAACUACAUCACUGCCUACAUGAUACUGUUCAACUUUGGCAAUCUUAGACCGAAACAGAGUGUCCUCAUCCACAUGGCAGCAGGUGGUGUUGGCACUGCAGCAGUACAGCUAUGUAAAACAGUGGAAGAUGUCACAAUAUUUGGAACUGCAUCUGCAUCUAAGCAUGAAGCACUUAAGGAGCAUGGAGUUACUCAUCCAAUUGAUUACAAGACAAGUGACUAUGUUGAUGAACUUCGGAAAAUCUCACCAAAAGGCGUAGACAUUGUCUUGGACCCCUUGGGAGGAUCCGAUACUUGUAAAGCAUACAACCUAUUGAAACCUAUGGGAAAGCUGGUCAUUUAUGGGGCUGCUAACCUGUUGACCGGACAAAAGAAGAACCUCAUGGCUCUUGCCAAAUCCUGGUGGAAUCAGUUCAGCAUAAAUGCCAUGCAGCUUAUUCCUUCAAACAAGGCCGUGUGUGGCUUCUACCUAGCCAACUUGGAUAAUGAAACUGAGAUGAUUACGGAUGUUGUGAAUAUUCUGUUUGAUCUCUACAAACAGGGAAAGAUUAAACCCAGAAUUGAUAGUGUGUACCCCUUUGAGCAGGUUGGUGAUGCCAUGAGGCAGAUGCAGGAAAAGAAAAAUGUUGGUAAAGUGAUCUUGGUCCCUGAAGUGCCAAAGGAAGAAGAGAAAAAGGAAGAGAACUAAAGUGAUGUUGUGCAGAAGGGAACACAGUAUCCUGCAGAUUGUGAAAACUGUCCUACUAAUGUGUGUGUUUGGGGGAGUGACUGAGCCCUGUUGAUUGUGUAUAACUGUUACUCUUGCUUGCCAGGAGGGCUGUACUAGCACUUGGCGAGUGGGUUACACUUUAAUAGCAACAGUAUGUGCUGGGAAGUGAUAAAUCUUGCUUAAAAUCUGUAAACUGCACAAGAUUUAGCAAAGAAUCCUGAGCCAAGCUGCAGGGAAUUGGUUUUUGAUUUGAUCUGUUGCAGUUUUGAUUUUCUGAAAAUGAUUUUCAUUGUCCUCUUGGGUCUUUUAUACAAUAACAUUCCAGGUAUUGGUUGCAGUCUUGCUGAGAGCGGCAAAGUUUUCUAUCCUGUCUUUCCACCAUCAGACAAUUUUGUAAGACACUCAAUACUGUAAACUCUUUGUAAAAACUGUGGUUGCUGAUAUCUUGUUUCAUUAAAUAAACGUACUCCUCUGACUCUGCCAGUAGUGUUGUUACAAUCUGGACACUAUAUCUGUGGGAUAUAUAAUAUCCUAUGACCUUGCAGGCAACCACUUAACACAUUGGUCUCUUUGAGGAAAUUGAUCUUAAGCUUUAAAUAUCAAGUGUCAAAACAACCAAUGCAAACUUUAAGCAGAAGUUUUAAAAUGAACAAAUUAGAUCCAUAUUGUGUAAUGAAGGCUAGCAUUAAUGGUGGUUCAGCAACACUAGAUAUUAACAUGGCCCUAUAACAGUUUGCCAAAGUGACAUAUGGUAAUGGAGUACUGGCCUUUUUUAAAGUGAACAGUCGUCUGAAGAUGUGAAGCCAGUGCAGGUGACCUUCCAUUGUAUAGUCUAUGGCAGUUUCCCAAACGCCGCCAUUAGUCAGGUUUUUAGGAUAUCCAUUCUUAAGCAAAGGUGACAUCAUUUAGUACCUCAUUCAGUUUGAUACAUCUGUGCAUAAGCAUGGAUAUCCUUGAAACGUAGACUGUAAUGGUGGAGUCUGUGAAACUCUGGUCUAUGGGAAGAUUAUUCUUGGCAGGAAUUGGACCAUGUUAAUUUCUUCAAAUUUCCAAGGUGUGUAUUUGCCCAGCAUUUCUGUACCAUGUAAUAAAUGUGCCAAUGUAACUGGUCCAUGGUGAAAUCGUGAUAAGGAGCUCAAAUAUCCAACUGUUGUAUAUGAAAUCGUAGAUAUACUUUUUAGGUUCUUUGGCAGUUAGGCAGGCUUUAAAAGUUAGGAAUUGUUGCAGGAAAUUAACUUGGAAUUCAUAACCUUUGAGUCUUCCAUGAUGUAGGCAGAGCCUCGUGGGAGAAAUGGUUUAGGAACGGCUGUGGGACCAGCUGGUCUUUGUACCAAGGAAACUGGGAAUUGUGCAGAAAAGUUACUUAAAACCGACCUAACUUUAACGUAUUGUUCUUGGUGUAUCUCAGCUUGACCACUGUGCUGCAUUAACCUUCUAGCUGUACCGUAAAACUAUUUUAUUGUUCAACAAACUAUCCAUAUAGCUCAAUGUAACUUGUAACUAGUUAAGUGCAUUUGAAGGUUAGCAUCACAUGAUUACAUUAAGGCUGCCCAAAAUAUGGAAAGCUCUAGUAUCUGAGCAAGUCUGUCAAUACAUUGGAUGUGAAGCUUUAGAUAUUUAUGAGCUGUUUUGCUGCCUUCUGGCUUAUUUCAUAUAAACUUAGUCUCUUGGUUUUUCAUCCAGAAAGUCUACUCGAGCUGUUGUAGUUUAUACGCUUUGUAUUUAAACAAUAAUUCCCUCAUACUCACUGGUUGCCUUAUUUCCAAGUGCAUUCAUUAACACGUGUUUUCAUAGGACAGAUUAUAGCUGGACCACUGCCAGUUGUUUACCAACAUACCAAUGUGCCAACCCACUCUUCAGUGCCAACACAAGUAACUGCUUGUCUAAACUUAAUAUAGGUUUUGUUUUUUCUAAUUUGUGACCAUUAAGUCUCUUGAACCCUUACUAGUUCUGCACUGCAGAUGACAAAACCAGUUACCCCAGAAUCUUUCUAAGGGCUACAUUUCUGCAGCUUUAUGCCAAAAAAGGCUUCAGACUUCAUAGAAUGGUGGCUCCAUACUACUUUAGUAUAUAGAUCAGUAGAGUAAAUCUUUAACUUGCUGCAUUGCAAUGAAGUUUCACUUGACCUAGGCCAAAUCUGUUUAAGCACAAACAUGUCUAACGGACAUCUGCUUUCAUGGUCAGUGAUCCAUAGCAGGAGUGUUGGGUUAAGACCAGUGCCCCAGUCUUGCUGGUGUUUACAAAAUGUUAACUUUUUUUUGGGGGGGUGUAAUUCUCUACUGAAGAUGAAAAAAGCUUGGUUAUAGAAUGUUUUCUACACUAGUCAGCUUGUAUUCAAUUGCUGAACAUUUUGUCUUGUAUUUUUGUCAGUCAUGGAAUGGCAGGGAGUGUACCGUAGAUCAAAGCACAACGGGUAAAUGUAUUUUUGUUCUAAACUUGCUAUAGUUCAGGAAUUGUUGGUGAUACUAGCUUGUCUUUGAUCUUAAGACAAUCAUGGUUCCCCAAAAUAUUUUAAGGUUGGACUCGAGAAUCCUUCAGCCAGUUUUGAAAUGUCUUUAUCAUAGUAGAUGGUAUGCCAUAUUUUAACAAACCCAUUUUGACACCUGAGUUUUAGGCAUGAAAAAUGGCUUACUGGUUCACUGAUCCACCUGAGAACUGGCACCUGUUUCUUUCAUACAAUGUUAUGUUGGGAACCCCCCUCCUGUUCUCUACCAAGGUAGUAUAGUGUACUAGAUAAAGUUAAAUGUGUGGGUGUUGUAGACUAGUCCUAAAGUGCUACUGUACUGAGAUCUUAGUGUUGAGACCAUGGCAUAAGCACUGUAGCUUGCUCUGGACCAGGUCUGUUCUUUGUAUAGUUGAUGGCUUUGUUUGGUGAUAAACAGAUUUCCUAAAUAUGAAGGUUUUUAAAAUGCUCAGAAGAAGCUUUAGUGCAUUCAUCCACAGAACUUAACAUAUCUGGCAUAAACAGAAGUGGACAUUAAACGAUUAUGCCCUUCUGAAGGUAGAGGAAUUCCCAUUGGAAAUUGGAGGAGUAACUUAGUGGACAAAAUUAGCCUCCUGGUUAAUGGUAUAGGUCAUAGCCUCUACACCGAUAUUCUAUUUGGAUUUUUUUUUUUCAUAAAUGAACAGCAGUUAAGUCACCACCAGUGCUCCAGAUGUGGGCCUGCAGCGCUGUCCAAAAUUUAAAUGGAGUCACACCAACUGCCACCUCAAACACUGCCAAACAUCGCUGGCUGGGACUCUCUGGCAGUUGGUGCGACUCCCCUAUUUGAUUUUUCAACAGUGCUGCAGCCUCACCUCUAGAGCUGCUACUGGUCACCACCUUUUUAAACCAUUACUGGUGGAGAGCAAGGCCUUCUAGCUGUGCCAGAGCAGUUAUCUAUUGAGAGUAUGGGGUGGGUGGCAAUCUUCUGAAGGUCUUGGCCCCUACCAUUCCACUAGGAAGUGGUGGUCACCAAUAAGGGUAUGUGAACUUCUCAAUAUAAGACUAGGCGCAAUAUGGGCAAAGCAUGCAUUGCAUCUCCCUGGUGACAUACAUUUUUUUUUUUUUUUUUACCUCAGAUGAUAGACUGGUCCUUAAGACUAGAUAAUCCAUUCUUGUUGCUCUUCAGUUGGCAAUCUAUGCUUUACUGUGAUAACAUUAUGCAAUUUGGUAUAGUCUUAACAUUUACAAAUAGAUGGUUUUCUAUUACACUGCAGUCUAUACCUAGCAAAAUCCUGUCUUUAGCCCCCCUUUAUCCUAUAAGCACUGUUUUUUUAUAGUUCCUUCCUUCCAUGAAUGUUAGUAACUUGUAUCCGAAGCAACCAAGAGUUAGAAUAUAUUAGCUAAAACCUUGUAUGGCUUUUUAAUCUGCCAUUGUAUUAUGAACAUUUAUAAUUGGGAAUGGGGAGUUCUUCAAAUGCUAAAUUAAGAGUAGUGUCAGACAGGUUCUUUGUGCUUGGUUUUAAGCAUAAACAAUUGCAGUGACUAACUGCUGACGUACCUGCCCAUAAUGAAUGACUGUAGGAACUGCACCUGCGAAUUAAUCGUAUAAGAACUAGUAAUCUGCAAUAACCCAGGCAGAGAAAUGUAGAGUUUUAAAGGUCUUGGCUUGAGCGCUGGUACAUUUACAUUGCCUUCUAAUUGAUUAAUUUACAGCUGGGUUGCAUAAUGCUUGCAUGUACUGCAUAGUUCAUGGGUUCCAUCUGGCAGGGUCUGUUAAAACACAAACUAAUUCAUGGUGUAAGGUUGGGGUAUUUCAUUUUUGUCCCUCCUUUCAUAUCUGACACACAUUCUAACAAAAGGGUUUUGUAGUCAACUGGAAUCCAUAUGCAUUUCAGUAUGUCGAACAACAAUUUGAUCAGCUGAUCAGGGAACAGUUCCGUGGUAAAGAUUUGAUUGAAACUGAUCUUACACCAGGGGCCCUUCACCUGUUCAUUUACAGUUCCUAGCAGGUCUUGGCAGCCUGACACACAGGUUACCGAAGCCUGUGGCUUUUUUUUUUUUCCCUGUUUUUUUUUUUUUGUUUUGUUUUUUUUUAACUCUAAAUUAGUAUCUGAUAUAAGUAGGCAUUUAAUGUACUUUUAAAACUCCUGCAUACUAAGGGACUGAAACAUAAACAUUUAUGUAACAUCCUAAAUUUUAGAAAGCCCUAAAACCAUUUACCAUUAGAUAAAAAAAAAAACCUGCAUUUGAUGCCCAUUUUAAAACCAGGUGAUAAGAAAAUGCCAUAUUCACAUGAGCUACAUUUUAGUUUCCUCUAUCUCUAUCUAUUCUCUGUAAACAGUCCUAUCUGACUGUUUUAAACCUGCUUUCAUUAUCAAAGGUUUUUGUUAAUAUUUGUCACUGGGGCACCGCUAAGCUGUUCUUACAGUGAACAGUGUAGCUAUUGUGGUUGGGUAGCUAUUAGCUGAGGCAGCUCACCUCCUUUUAAUAGCCCUGUAUAAAUAGCAUUUAGUUGCCAGGACCUGAAGGACCACACAUUGUCAUGGUUGGAAUGGGUUCUGGCCUAAUACUCUCUAACGAUGUGCUCUCAAAAUGAUAAACAUUUGGUUUGCGUGGACUUGGAUUCAUAAGUCUUUGCCAUGUUUACAAGACAUUUUCUUUUCAAAAUUGUAAACUCUUGAAGUAUUUCAAUAAAUAGUAAAUUGGCAAAGAUAUGGACAACUGGCUGCAACACUGACCCAGUAGCCAUAAAGUCCUUGCACCAGUUUGUUAGACAUUUAUUUAGCCCUGCUUUAAAGGCCAUACACCCUGGGCGAUUUUGAGCUGAAAGCAGGUCACUUUUGGUGUGUUGAGCUGCUUUCAGCUCAAAGCCACCCAGUGUGUAUGCCCCGGCGAUGAGCAAUGAUGUGCGUUCCUCAUUCAUCGCUGGCGGUCGCCGUUCAUCUACUGGUAUUACCUGCUGAAAUCGCUGGGCAGCGGGGAAAAGUGCUUGGUGUGUAUGCAUGGAGCGCUUUUCAGCCCAGCGAUGUCUGAUAAUCGUUGUGCAUACAUGCUGGGCAAAAACACCCAGUGUGUAUGGACCUUAAGUUUGCAGCACAUUUAAUAGGAAAAUAAGUGUCUUCACAUCUGUGAAGUUUUCCAAAGACUUUGGUUUUCAUGUGUGGUUAAGACCAGCUUGACUGAUGUAUCUGCUGCAGCUAGUGAGUCAAAUUUAGCGUGAGCUAACUUUAGUUUAACAAUCUAAUUCCCAAUUUUUUAUUUUGAACAAAUGGUAAGCAAAUGCAUUCAUCCCACUUCUGCUGAAAGUACACCGAAAAAUGUGACUGCUUGUCAAUUCCCUGCUUUGUAUGUAAAAGUUGAACAAAAGUUUUGUGCCAAUGCUGUUUACAUGAAGUGUAAUGCUUUUCUGCCUAAUUUUUGCCGUAUGCCUUACAUGUUUCAAAUGUUAAUUAAAAGCAUAACAAAACUCUU